Dioscorea cayenensis subsp. rotundata (Guinea yam) is the source of this 1969-nucleotide messenger RNA. RefSeq names its product protein indeterminate-domain 4, chloroplastic-like. The record is from RefSeq and is a predicted model, not a curated record. Gene Ontology annotation, molecular function: DNA-binding transcription factor activity. The coding region runs from base 177 to 1766 and encodes 529 amino acids. Gene Ontology annotation, cellular component: nucleus. The transcript has 3 exons. NCBI's taxonomy places the organism in Eukaryota, Viridiplantae, Streptophyta, Magnoliopsida, Dioscoreales, Dioscoreaceae.
UUUCUUUUAUUUCUGGUCAAAAGGGAUACAUAUAUAAGCAACUCAGAUAGAUAGAAACCUUGAAAAAAGAGUUCAUGGUUCAAUCCUUUUGAUUUGGACUUCUAAUUAGUGUGUUCUUCUCAGAAACCAAAAGUAACAAACAGUACUAGGGAUAUAUAUAUAUACAUAUAUAUAUAAUGGCUGCUGCCUCUUCCCCUUCACCUUUUUUUGGUCUUAGAGAAGAUGAGUUCAACAAUCAAAUGAAACAACAACAACAGCAACAGCCGGAUAGUUCUCAGCCGAUGACAGCACCGGCACCGGCACCGGCACCGCCAAAGAAGAAGAGAAACCUCCCCGGAAAUCCAAACCCGGAUGCUGAAGUGAUAGCUCUGUCGCCGAAGACACUCAUGGCGACAAACCGGUUUGUGUGUGAGGUCUGCAACAAAGGGUUUCAGAGAGAGCAAAACCUUCAGCUGCAUCGACGAGGUCACAACCUGCCGUGGAAACUCCGGCAGAAGAGCAACAAAGAAGUUCAACGCCGGAAGGUGUAUUUGUGCCCCGAACCUACAUGUGUCCACCAUGAUCCCUCUCGGGCUCUCGGCGAUCUCACCGGAAUCAAGAAACAUUUCUCAAGAAAGCACGGAGAGAAGAAAUGGAAAUGCGAUAAGUGCUCGAAGCGAUACGCCGUCCAGUCUGAUUGGAAGGCUCAUUCGAAGAUUUGCGGAACUAGAGAAUACAGAUGUGAUUGUGGAACUCUAUUCUCAAGGCGUGAUAGCUUCAUCACACACAGAGCUUUCUGUGAUGCAUUAGCACAAGAGAGUGCAAGAUUGCCACCAAGUCUCUAUGGAAGUAGCAACAUGGGCUUGAGUUUAUCACAAAUGAACUCUUCGGCAACGGACAUUCUCCGGAACACCGGUGGAGGACCACCGCAAUUUGAUCAUCAUCAAUUGAUUACUCCUUCGAUAAAUCCUUCGGCUUUUCGGUCACCGCCACCACCCCCACUCUUCCUUGGUGCAAACCAAGAGUUCUCUCAGCAAAUCCAUGGGUUGAUGCAUCAUUCUGAGCUCCAAAGCAACACUACAGGAAACUCAUCCUCAUCCAAUAACCUCUUCAGCUUCAGCUUCUUGUCCAACACUAGCAACAACAACAAUAAUAAUAAUAAUACUUCAAGCACCAUGAACAGUAGCAUCAAUGGAGGAGGAGGAGGAGGACCUUCAUCUCUUUUUGCAGGAAACUUAAUGAGUGAUCAUCAUCAUCAUCAUCAUCAUCAACAGCAGCAGCAGCAGCAGCAGCAACAGCAACAGCAACAGCAUCUUUUUAACACUAGUACAGCAACAAUGCACAAUGAGCCAGUGUUGCCACAAAUGUCAGCAACUGCACUGCUGCAAAAGGCUGCACAGAUGGGUGCAACUUCAACAUCCAAUGCUUCAUCACUUCUCAGAGGCUUUGCAACCUCAUCCUCAAACUCAAGUGGUGUAAAGGCAAGAACAAGCUUCAUCAAUGAGAACAAUCAUGAUCAGAGCCAUAAUGAGAAUGAGAGGCACUUGCAGGACUUGAUGAAUUCACUGACAAAUGAAGGUGCUGCCAUGUUUGGAAGAUUCAACAGUGGAAGGGAUACAAUGACAAGAGACUUCUUGGGAGUUGGAAGCAUGGUGAGAGGCAUGGCAGCAGGAGGAGGAGGAGGAGGAGGAGGAGGAGGAGGGAUAGACAUGGGAUCUAUCUCCAUGGAUUCAGAUAUCAAGUCUGCUUCUUCUUCUAGAUCUUUUGCAGGUGGAGGCUUGCAUUGAGAGACACAGAGAAAGCUAGAGAAAGAGAUCAAGAUAAUCAAAGUCAUGAAGAAAAAAUGAAUGAAAUGGAAACUAAUUAAUAUUUCCUAGUUGUUCUUUUCCCUUCAUCUUCUUCUUCUUCUUCUUCUUGUGUUGUUGUUACUGUUUCUCUAUCUUUGUUGUUGUACUUCAUUAAUGGUUAAGAAAGAGUUUCAUCAAUUGAA